This is a messenger RNA of Diospyros lotus (date-plum), 1714 nucleotides long. Its product is annotated as protein RICE SALT SENSITIVE 3-like. NCBI's taxonomy places the organism in Eukaryota, Viridiplantae, Streptophyta, Magnoliopsida, Ericales, Ebenaceae. The record is from RefSeq and is a predicted model, not a curated record. The transcript has 7 exons. The coding region runs from base 281 to 1510 and encodes 409 amino acids.
GAUCUCUCUGUCUCUCUCUCUCAGCUUCCCUCUUCUCUCUCUGUCGCUAUAAUAAACUCUGUACUCGGGGAUCAGAUUGGCGAUCCAGUUGGCAUGGAGAAGCAGUGAAGAAGAACUCUGAAGAAGGAAGGAACGAGCAGCAGCAAUGGCGGUGGAGAAGAGGAGGGUUUGUUAAGCAUUGUGGAGUUGAGUUUAAUUACUUAAAAGAGCACCGAAAAAGCAGGAUAUAUAUAUAUCUAGAGAGAGAGAGAGAGAGAGAGAGAGAGAGAGAGAGAGAGAGAUGGUGGGCUCAGGAGGAGGAGGAGGAGGAGGAGCAACAGAUAGGAGCAAAGAAGCAGUGGGGAUGAUGGCCCUUCAUGAGGCCCUCAGAAGCGUCUGCCUCAACUCUGACUGGACUUACUCUGUCUUCUGGACUAUUCGUCCUCGCCCGAGAGUGAGAGGCGGUAAUGGCUGCAAGGUUGGAGAUGACAGUGGUAGCUUGAUGUUGAUGUGGGAAGAUGGGUUUUGCAGAGGCAGAGUUGCAGAUUGCUUGGAGGAAAUUGAUGGGGAGGAUCCUGUCAGGAAAGCCUUCAGCAAGAUGUCCAUUCAGCUGUAUAACUAUGGAGAAGGGCUGAUGGGAAAAGUGGCUUCUGACAAGUGUCAUAAAUGGGUAUUCAAGGAGCCAAGUGAAUGUGAACCAAACAUCUCCAACUACUGGCAAAGUUCUUUUGAUGCUCUUCCUCCUGAAUGGACUGAUCAGUUCGAGUCUGGCAUUCAGACCAUAGCUGUAAUUCAAGCUGGCCAUGGCCUUCUACAACUUGGUUCCUGCAAGAUUAUACCUGAAGACCUCCACUUUGUGCUGAGAAUGAGACAUACUUUUGAAUCUCUUGGCUACCAGUCUGGUUUCUACUUAUCCCAAUUAUUCUCGUCAACCAGGAACAGUUCCUCUUCUUCUUCUUCCUCUUCUUCAUCUUCUUCUUCAGUUCUUCCUCUGAGGCAGCCUCCUAUUCUGACUCGCCCUCCACCACCCCUCUUCAAUUGGGCAGGUCAAAGGCCGCUUCCAUCUCCCACUUUCCAGAACUCUUCCAGACUUGGAUUUCCACAGACCGCCAAAGAUGAUCAAACCCAUAUGUUUCUGCUUCCUCAUCAGUCGCCUGAUCCAACCCGAGUCGAUGACAUGAUUGGAGACCAUGAAACAGACAUCAAAUGGCCGAACGGUUUGAGUAUCUUCAAUGCUCUAACCGGCCAAACCAACGAUGCCAAGCUCUUGUUUACCCCAGAAGGGAUGGGAAACAAGCCGCCGGCUGACCAAAACCCGAACCCAAAUUCAGAUGCUUCUAACCUUCAUGACAAUGGCGGCAGAGCCAAUCCGAGCGAGUUCUUGAGCUUGGAUAGCAACCCGGAGAACAUCAACAUGGAAAAUAAGUUCAAGAGGGGCUUUGCAUUGCCUGUGAGAAUGGGGUCGUCUUCUUCUUCGGCUUCCUUCGAUCACCAUUCACACAAUCCACUAGAGUACAUGGAAUCCUUCUGAGAGCGAUCUCAAGAAGCUUGAGGAUAGUGAGUUGUAUCUAGCAAAAAGCUUUCUUUUUCCUUUUUUUUUUUUUUCUCUUCUCUUUCUCAUUUGUUUUUCAAAUCUUGUGUUGGUUUGAUGCUAUCUUAGGUUUGCUUGAUCUUAGUACCAUUUAUGGGACAUUGAUCUUUUUGAUAUAUAAUUUGUUUUGGACUUCAAACUUCA